Messenger RNA from Nyctereutes procyonoides (raccoon dog), 1066 nucleotides. RefSeq names its product LY6/PLAUR domain containing 1 (gene LYPD1). Bases 235 to 660 code for a protein of 141 amino acids. NCBI's taxonomy places the organism in Eukaryota, Metazoa, Chordata, Mammalia, Carnivora, Canidae. The transcript is spliced from 3 exons. Gene Ontology annotation, molecular function: acetylcholine receptor inhibitor activity. Gene Ontology annotation, biological process: acetylcholine receptor signaling pathway. The record is from RefSeq and is a predicted model, not a curated record.
GAGCGCCGGCGGGAAGAGAGCGCCCCGCAGCCGGGAGCCCGGGCGCGGGCGAUGCUGGCGCCGCCGGCGGCACCUGCGGCUCCUCUUGGCGGCGGCGGUGGCCUCGGCGACGGGAGCGCGGGCCCCAGCAGCCUCGGCAGCCACAGCCGCUGCGGCCCGGGCAGCCUCCGCCGCGCUCGCCGCCUCUGAUGCGCCCGCCCUCCUCCGGCUCCCCGGCUCCGCGGCUCCGGGAGGAUGUGGGUCCUCGGCAUCGCAGCAACUUUUUGCGGAUUGUUCUUGCUCCAAGGCUCUGCGCUGCAAAUCCAGUGUUACCAGUGUGAAGAAUUCCAGCUGAACAACGACUGCUCCUCCCCCGAGUUCAUCGUGAAUUGCACGGUCAACGUUCAAGACAUGUGCCAGAAAGAAGUGAUGGAGCAGAGCGCGGGGAUCAUGUACCGCAAGUCGUGUGCAUCAUCAGCAGCCUGCCUCAUCGCCUCCGCCGGGUACCAAUCCUUCUGCUCCCCUGGGAAACUGAACUCAGUGUGCAUCAGCUGCUGCAACACCCCUCUUUGCAACGGGCCCCGGCCCAAGAAACGGAGCAGUUCGGCCUUGGCUCUUCGGCCGGGGCUCCCCACCACCAUCCUGCUCCUCCAGUUAGCCCUCCUCUGGGCUCACUGCUGAAGGUGAAGGAGACCCUCGCGCCUCCUGCAUCGUGCUUGGGGCCCUCGCUCCCCCCCGCUUCUCCUGGGUGUCCUUUGAUUCUGGGGUGGGAGGGGAGUAGAAUCACCCUCUUCAGUUCCUUUGCCAGUGAAAGAGCUCCGUGUGAAACAUUUUUGUAAGCCCUGAAUAAAUUCGGUCUGAAUUUUCAGUGUGUACUUAAAGGAAGGGGUGAGCAAGAGCCUGGACCCCCAACUCUGCCCCCAGAGUCCAGGUCAUCAGCCCUUAGAAGGCACUGAGAGGGGCAUCCAGUUGCUUCCAAGACCCCUGCCUUCCACUCCUGCCCCUCCCAGGCACAGUGUGUUGUCACCCCCGUGGCAGGCUAACGUCGCUGGGGUGGGGGUGGGGGGUGCCACGUAGGCCUCCAGGC